This is a messenger RNA of Wallemia mellicola CBS 633.66, 441 nucleotides long. RefSeq lists its product as hypothetical. The coding region runs from base 1 to 441 and encodes 146 amino acids. The transcript has a single exon. NCBI's taxonomy places the organism in Eukaryota, Fungi, Basidiomycota, Wallemiomycetes, Wallemiales, Wallemiaceae. The record is from RefSeq and is a predicted model, not a curated record.
AUGGCAUCCACUUCAAGCCACACAUCUAAGGAAGUCGACAUAACGCGUGAAAAUUCCGCAUCUAAUCUACUAGAAGAGUCCAAAGAUUUCUUUGAAAUAUCUAGAACCUGGGAAGUACUACACAGAGAGCUCUUCAAUAGCACGCUGAAAUAUGGAGAGGACGCGAAAGUUUUCUAUAGGAGAUUAGAAGUACUAUAUAACGAAUUACAAAAAGUAGACACGAUCAUAGGAGAAGAAGCUAAAAAAGACAAGGCUAUACGAGCGUUACCUGAUGAGAUGAAAGAGACGAAAGUAUCACUCUAUCUAAACUAUAGCCAAACAUUUGGUUACGAUGAUUUGAUCAAGAAAAUCAUUAAUUAUUAUAAUGCCAGUCUCAUAUUUGAACCAACAAUUGAAGAGACACCAGUCAAUCAAACUACAUCAUUAAAACCUGUUAACUAG